AUGUUCUGUGCUGUUUAUACUGUUCAAAACUGGGAGGAGAUACAUGAUGCACUGCUUCCAGGACAAACCCCACAGGACCGACCAGACAUUGUGGUUCGAGUGUUUAGGGCCAAGCUGGAGACGAUGAAAGAGAUGCUGACCAAGAAGCAUAUCCUGGGCGUUGUGAAGGCCUACGUCUACGUGGUCGAGUUCCAGAAGAGGGGCCUCCCGCAUGCCCAUUUUCUAUUGAUCAUGGAUUCAAAAUAUAAGCUCAUUGUGCCAGAGCAGUAUGACCGCGUUAUAUCCGCUGAGCUACCGGACAAGAAUAAGUACCCGGAGCUAUACACCAUGGUCGUGAAGCAUAUGAUGUACGGCCCAUGUUGUGUCUUAAAGCCAAGCAACGUGUGCAUGCAAGAUGGGUCGUGCAAGUGUAGGUACCCUCGGGCGUUCAACGACACCACCGUACAGGGGAAGGACUCAUAUCCCAUUUAUCGGAGACGGAAGGACGACCGUUGUGCAAAGGUCCGAGGCCAAACGCUAGAUAAUAGAUGGGUUGUGCCUUACAACCCAUACCUCUUGCGGAUGUUUGACUGCCACAUCAACGUGGAGGUGUGCUCCAGCAUAAAGGCCGUCAAGUACCUAUAUAAGUACGUGUACAAGGGCCACGAUCAGACUUCGUUCAAUAUCGAGAAGCCCGACGCCGAAGGUAACAUAGACGAGAUCAAGAGAUUCGUUGACGCAAGGUGGGUUACUCCACCGGAGGCCAUGUGGAGGAUAUUCGGCUUCAAGCUCUGUGAGAACCACCCGUCGGUCCUACCGCUGCCGCUUCAUCUCGAAAAUAUGCAAAUGGUCACGUUCAAAGCGGGAGACAACCUAAACGACGUCGCCGCCAGACAAAACCCAUCCAUGCUGACGGAGUAUUUCGUGGCUAACGAGAAGCACGCGUGGGCUAGAGAUAUUCUUUACAAAGAUUUUCCGAGAAGAUUCACAUGGCAAAAAGCAAAGUACUGGAAAGAAAGGGACAAGGGUCAACAAGUAGGCCGAAUCGUAUCAGCCCAUCCUGCCGAGGGGGACAGAUACUUUCUAAGGGUGCUUCUAAAUCACGUACCAGGAUCAAGGUCCUUCGAAGAUCUCAAAACAGUGGACGGUGUGCUAUGUGAUAGCUUUCGUGAGGCCGCCGAGAGGAGGGGUCUCAUCGAGGCCGACAACACGCUCGACGAGUGUCUUACUGAGUCGGAGCAGUUCGCCAUGCCAGCCUCACUAAGGAGGCUCUUCGCAACGAUCUUGGUAUUCUGCGAGCCUAGAGAUGUGCGCGGCCUUUGGGAUAGACACCUUGAGGCGAUGUCCGAUGACUACCGGCGCGAACACACAUGCCCAAAAACAGUGGAACAGAAGGUGUUGCUUGAUAUCAGGGGCAUGCUGCAGUCCAUGGGCAAAGACAUAAAAUAG
Messenger RNA from Lolium perenne, 1428 nucleotides. RefSeq lists its product as uncharacterized. The record is from RefSeq and is a predicted model, not a curated record. Lineage: Eukaryota; Viridiplantae; Streptophyta; Magnoliopsida; Poales; Poaceae.